AUGGCUGGCCUAGGUACCGUUACAACCGCUUUCCAGCGAACCAGUAUAGAUAGCCCCACCUCCAACACCUCUAGCGCCACUAUGAGUACCAGUAUGAGUCAUUCCACACACUCCAGGACAAACUCUGCCUCCUCACACAGUCACUACGGCAAUGGAACUCUUGAUUGGGACGGCUCAAAGCAUGGGAGUGUUGAUACUCUUAAUAUCAGUAUUCCGGAUGAGUUUGAUGUCGCAGAGAGGUAUAGUCGGCUGGUUGAGCUACAGAAGGUUCCUUGGAAUGAGCAGUUGAUAGGACGUGUCUUGCGCAACAGUGAGAAGGUAUGUCAGUUAGUGGAUCGUAUCCCACAGAGUGUCGUCCAGAGGCUGUCCUUCCUGAUGCAGCGACCGUUCGUCCGGGUCGUCCGAGAGGUCAAACGCCUGAGCAUCGUCUACGCAAAAUGCACCAAGCAUGAGAUCCAGACCGCGGUCAAGCUUGUCAUGUCGCCCUCGUUGGCAGAUGCCUGCAUGAAUGCGGCGGUCAAGGCGCUCUCGCUGUACCAGAUGAGCAGCGAGCAGAUGCGACGCGGGAAGACGGCCCGGGCCGGACUGACCUUCCGGAUCGGUCGUUUCUUCCGAUGGUUGGUGGAAGCGAGGAUAUCGUCACGUGUGGAUGACCAUGCCGCGCUCUACCUGGCCGCAUCGAUGGAAGCGCUCACGUCGGAGCUCUUCUUCAGAGCCUGUGCUCCCUACUUUGAGAAGACAGAUGGAGAACUGACCCAGGCAGUGUUGGAUUAUGGGAUAGCCAAUGAGGCAGAGCUUUGGGGGAUGUUGCAGCCCUAUGAGCAUCUCAUCUGCGGAAGGAAUUCAUCAGAUAUGAAGAACAGACAACACAAUCCAUCCCCAGCGAAGAAAUUCCAAGCAGCAGUAGGGGAAUUAGCAGGUGAAUAG
Molecule: messenger RNA, 927 nt
Organism: Strongylocentrotus purpuratus (purple sea urchin)
Lineage: Eukaryota; Metazoa; Echinodermata; Echinoidea; Camarodonta; Strongylocentrotidae
Product: ankyrin repeat and BTB/POZ domain-containing protein BTBD11-like
Exons: 2
Coding region: 1-927 (308 amino acids)
Cellular component (GO): nucleosome
Molecular function (GO): DNA binding; protein heterodimerization activity; structural constituent of chromatin
Source: RefSeq, a predicted model, not a curated record